CUUUCUUUCCGCGCCGAUAGCGCUCACGCAAGCAUGGUUAACGUCCCUAAAACCCGCCGGACUUUCUGUAAGAAGUGUGGCAAGCACCAACCCCAUAAAGUGACACAGUACAAGAAGGGCAAGGAUUCUCUGUACGCCCAGGGAAAGCGGCGUUAUGACAGGAAGCAGAGUGGCUAUGGUGGGCAAACUAAGCCGAUUUUCCGGAAAAAGGCUAAAACUACAAAGAAGAUUGUGCUAAGGCUUGAGUGCGUUGAGCCCAACUGCAGAUCUAAGAGAAUGCUGGCUAUUAAAAGAUGCAAGCAUUUUGAACUGGGAGGAGAUAAGAAGAGAAAGGGCCAAGUGAUCCAGUUCUAAGUGUCAUCUUUUAUUAUGAAGACAAUAAAAUCUUGAGUUUAUGUUCACUUCAUUUGUUUGCUGUUCAUCUUUUGGGAGGGAAUAAGCUAGAGCCAUCAAUACAAUUCCGCUUGUGGGGAAAUUUAUGCCUCUUACUGGUACUACUUGUUUUGCAUUGAAGCUGACUGGUUGAGUUCACAUCAUAUGUUGCAAUUUUCUAAUUUGGCACUUCAAUCACUAGGGGCCUUAUGAGGCAGUUUGUCAUUAUGCAAUGGUUAUUGGUUAUCAUGUGAGUAGACACAUUUCAGGCUAAUAGGGAGAAGUCAGUAACACAUUCAUAGUGAAUAUGAGAUGUCUUUGCUAAGAGUUAAGUGUCAGAUCUUUGUUAUAACAGUUAAUUUAAUAAAGAAUUUUGGCAUUGUUCUUCA
This is a messenger RNA of Homo sapiens (human), 761 nucleotides long. It is a transcript of the gene RPL36A, whose product is annotated as ribosomal protein L36a. Lineage: Eukaryota; Metazoa; Chordata; Mammalia; Primates; Hominidae. The record is from RefSeq and is marked reviewed. Bases 34 to 354 code for a protein of 106 amino acids. Gene Ontology annotation, molecular function: structural constituent of ribosome. Gene Ontology annotation, cellular component: cytoplasm; ribosome. Gene Ontology annotation, biological process: translation. The transcript is spliced from 5 exons.